Messenger RNA from Ostrinia furnacalis (Asian corn borer), 3670 nucleotides. Its product is annotated as arrestin domain-containing protein 3. The transcript has 8 exons. The record is from RefSeq and is a predicted model, not a curated record. Gene Ontology annotation, cellular component: cytoplasm. Bases 111 to 1889 code for a protein of 592 amino acids. Gene Ontology annotation, biological process: protein transport. NCBI's taxonomy places the organism in Eukaryota, Metazoa, Arthropoda, Insecta, Lepidoptera, Crambidae.
AGUUAUCGCCGCGGGUCGGUGGAAUCUACUUGUUUGUUGUUUUCCCGGUUUCACCAAGAAAAAAUCAAUAAUCAAGUUUUGAAAGUUAUUUUGUGUUAAAUUUAAUAAUCAUGGGGUUUUCGGAAGGUCAAAUUAUGUUGGACAGCCCGACCGGCGCUUAUUAUUCUGGACAAACUGUAAACGGUCGAGUUAUCUUCGAGUUGACCAAAGUAAAAACGAUUCGAGGUAUUUUCGUGAAAUUCCACGGCUUCUGCUCCGUGCACUGGACCACACGAAAGAGCAGGCGCGUCAACGACAGGACAGAACACUACACAGUCUCGCACGACUCCCACGAAGAGUAUAUCAACCUGAAGAUGUAUAUCCUCGGCAGCAAGAAUGCGGAACACAAACUCAACCCGGGCAAAUACGAGUACCCGUUCACGUUCCAAAUCCCGGACAGCUGUCCGUCCGCGUUCGAGGGCUCCCACGGACACGUGCGCUACGAGCUGAAGGUGGUCGCCGACCGCGCCUUCAAGACUGACCAGGAGAUCUUCCACCCGCUGCGAGUUAUCGCGCCGCUGGACCUUAACUACCAGAACUGCAAGGAGCCACGCACGAUGGAGUUUGACCAGACCUUCUGCUGCUGGUGCAUGAGCUCCGGAGCGGCCCACACGCUGGUCAAACUACCGGUCACGGGCUAUUGCCCCGGGCAGGUCAUCCCACUGGAAGUCAGCUGCUCCAACGAAAGCAGCGUCGAGCUGGAUCAGAUCAAGUUCGCUAUCAAGAAGGACACAUUCUUCCGCGCCGUAACGAAUCCGGGCGAGAAGUCGGACCACGACACUGUCCUGGAGAUCACGAAGGGUCCUAUCCCCGGGAAUACGGAGCGAAACUGGACCGUGGAAUUGCAAGUGCCGGAGGUCGGCGUGUACAAUCUGAACACCUGCUCCUUUAUUGACAUACGGUACACCUUGAAGGUCAGCAUAGAAACUUCCGGAUGCCACGUGGACGAGGACGACUCCUGCCCCAUCAUAUUCGGGACUAUCCCGAUCGUGGGUUUCCAGGACAACCUUCCCGGGCUAGUCAACCAACUACCUCAAGUCAACCCUGCCGCCCCGUACCCGCUACCGGUCGUCAACCAACCGGUCGCUGCGAACAACUUCCAAGGCGCCAACUCCGCCUAUCCGGGCCAGACGUACCCUGGAGCGUCCCCGUACCCACCCCCGAAUGUGUCUCCGUACCCCAGCCCCAAUCCGCCGUACCCUAACACCAACUCGCCGUACCCCAAUCCGCCUUACCCCGGCGCCAGUCCGAAUAACGCUCCGUACCCUGCACCGAAUCCUCCUUACCCGCAAGGCAACUCUAAUGGAGCCCUGAACCCCUCACCGUACCCGAACCCACCAUACCCCGGUGGGGCUCCAAACCCAUCACCGAAUCCACUGUACCCUAGCGAAGCUCCAAACGCGUCACCGUACCCUGGCGCCAACCCGCCGUGCCCCAGCGGGCCUCCAAACGCGUCACCGUACCCUGGCGCAAACCCUCCGUACCCCAGCGGGCCUCCAAACGCGUCUCCGUACCCUGGCGCCAACCCGCCGUACCCUACCACACCUUCAAAAGGCAACCUCCCGUUUCCUACCGCAGGGGCGUACCCUAGCACCCCCGCUGAGAAUCCAUCCGCUUCAAGCCCGUAUACCCGCCCUAUGAUAGGCGGGGGACUAAGGACCGGCACAACUGGGUUCAUAGGCGCCCCGGAACCGGCGGCGAUUCCUUUACUGCCGCCUGGCGCGGGCGUCCCGUAUCCUACCGUGUCAAGUCCGUACGCCACCGCCAGCGCUCCUGAACCGACUAAGCUGGAAGAAAACCCUAACAAUUCUCCAUACAACCCAGAGUUCGUUGAAUCCCAAAAGAAUUGACACGAGGUUUUACUAUAAUAAUACUACCUCGAAUAGUGACGUAGACUAAGCUAAGCUACAACCUGGUUAAGUUAACUGCGCACCUCGGUUCGCCCCGUCCGUACCAUUGUGUCGGUGUGACGUCACGGCCGUCAAGUGCGCAGUUAACGUGACCUGGUUGUAUUAUACGUAGAUGUAAGCGAUGACUGUAUACGCCUUCAUUUUAUAUUUAAACUAUUUUUAUUAGAAACCCUUGGGUUUGUUUUCAGGGGUAAAAAUCAGCAGCUGAAUAAACGCAUUUUUGUUAUUAAGGAAAACAAGGUAUUUAACGCAUAGGUUCAAAAUUAUGUGAUCUCACAUUCAAAAUCAAAAGCCGAAAUAAUUAUGUGGUGUAGACCUUGAAAUCUCGUAAUGUAUGUGUUUAAUUAUAUUAUAUAAGGCAAUCAUUUACAAUAUAACUAUGUAUAAAGAGAUCAAUGUUAAAUAAGUGGUUAAAAGGCUAUUUUAGAAACUGCUUUAUAAUUUUAUAAAAAUAUAUCUUUUUAGGAUUCAUUAUUUUUACGGUUAAAAAUUAAAUGUGAGGAAAAGAUUUAUGGAUAUUUUAAAAAAGGUUAUUUACAAUACUUCAAACAUAAUCUUUCUAUACAAUAAAGAUAUUGAUAACUGAAAUACAAUAAUAUAAAGUGCCUGAUUUUGUCAAUAAAAUAUUAUAUUCGCUUUUAAAAGUUCCCAGUUUAAGUGCUUUGGAAGUGCUGAAACCAUUAUUAAUUAUAAACAUCACAAUAAUUACAAUUAAACUAAGAGUAUAAUAAUUUUACCAAGCGUCCAAUAUGCAAUGUGCCAUAGUGAAAAAUAUAAAUUAUAAUCAUACCUUACAAACAGUCAAUGAGACUCUAAAAUAUUGUAAUUUAGAAGAAAAAAUACUAUUUAGUGUUUUUGCAUUUGAAAUAGUCCUCAUGAUAAGUAUGUUUAAAUGAAAGUUUUAAUUAUGGAAUGUUAUUUUUUUAUUACAGUGCUAAUUACUAUAGUGCAUUAUUUAUAAUAUUAUUAUGGGAGUACAGUUUUAUAUGGAUAAGUGUUGGUAAAAUAGUCAACGUUUAUUAAUAAAUCAUUGAUAGGUAUGAAUAAUAUUUACUUCGUGCUAAUCUAAUAUGAUACUCUUCGAUAUAAUCUAAGUAUGUAUUUAUCAUUAUAACUGUAAGUCAGUCUUCCAAGUCUCGCACAAAACAACGGCAUUUUAUGAAUUAGUACUGCAAACAUAAUAAUAAUACGAGUAGGUGCUAUUUAAAACAAUAAAAUAUGUGACAUCAAAAUGUACGCCGAUUUCUAAACAUUUGCGGCUAUACCACGAGGAAUAUACCCCUAUACUAUCGGCAACAGUGUUAACUACCCAUUGCCGGUCAUGUCGUCUCAUUCUAUCGCAAAGAAUCACCAUUCGAUGAGAGCGAGAGCAAAAAUGGAAACGGAUAGUUAACACUGUGGCCGAUAGUACAACGACUGCACAUUAAGCUUACUAAACACUGGCAUCUUAUGCCGUCGUAAUAAGAACUAUUUUGUAGUAAAAAAGUAUAUUCUGAUGUGCUGAUGACGGUACCGGUACCUACACUUACUAAGAUUGUCUUUUAAAUAUUUAUCUUAGGUAUAAUUUUAGUAGAAUAAGGUAGGUUGAUAUUAUUUUUUGUUACUUCUAUACCAUAUUAGGCUGUAUUAUGCGCUUCUUAUAAGUAUUUUCGGCCUAAUACUUGGCAUUUAAAAUAAUAUAGUGUUUCGUUAUAUUAAAUACUUACAAAAUUUUUAUAUUC